AUGAACAACCGAUUGGACGAGCUACCAUCCUUCAUGGACGACUCUGCCACGGUGAAUGAUUUGUCCCUGACGUCCCAUCGGUCUCUGCCGUCCAGCAACAAGAAAUCGUCCAGCAGCAAGAAAAAGACGACAAGAGCAUUUCCCAAAAAGCAAGAUUGGAAGAAAAUCAUCAAGGGAACAACAACCAAGAAGAAACACUCCAAAAAGAAGAAGAUUGAAGUGGUCGUGACACCGGGGGAGGAACGCGCCAAGUUAAUGGAACUCUUCUAUGACAAUGUGGAAAAGUUACAAAAGAGCAUUGGGUCCAUUGCCAAGGCUGCCAAAACAAUCCACCGCACCACGCGAGAUAUUCUAGAAAAGACGCUGUCGUCGCAAGAGGAGAAACAGCUGGAUGCCCAAGCUUGUCGUCUCGUCGAACAAACCAAUCAAAAGGCACAAAUGAUCCGGGCACAGCUAAAGGGUAUUCAACGGGAAACCAAGGAACUACGAAAACAGCAGCAGUUGUUGUUGGUGGAGAGUGACUUUCGGAUCCGCGACUUUUUAACCUCGGCAUUGACCAAGCAGUUUGUCGACGAGCUUCGCCGGUACCAAACCGCGCAGGGGCACUACAAGGUCAAGACACAACAAAGGCUCAAGCGACAGAUCCGGACCGUACAACCAAAUGCUACGGACAAUGAUAUUGAAGGAAUGAUCCAGAGGGGAGAAGACCGGGAUGCCUUCUAUCAACAAGCCAUUUUGGCACCUGGAAUGAUAAAUGAUCGGAUACGGACGGUGCAUGAAACAGUGUCCGAAAAGUACAAGGCCAUUCAGCAAAUUGAACAGAGCGCUGCCAUGAUCCAAGGACUCUUCUUAGAUCUUGCCCUUCUCGUAGAAGAACAGGGCGAGCAGUUGGAUCAAAUUGAGUUUCACGUGAAGCAAGCUGGAGACUACAUUGAGCAAGGCGACGAGGAACUACACCAAGCCAACGAAUAUGGCAAGAAAGUCCGCAAGAAGAAAAGGAUGAUUCUGCUCAUUGUCGGUGGAGUGGUGAUUGUGCUUGCGCUGAUUGUUAUUUUUUGA
Molecule: messenger RNA, 1059 nt
Organism: Seminavis robusta
Lineage: Eukaryota; Bacillariophyta; Bacillariophyceae; Naviculales; Naviculaceae
Source: the annotation of a GenBank genome assembly